Messenger RNA from Funneliformis mosseae, 384 nucleotides. The record is from the annotation of a GenBank genome assembly. Lineage: Eukaryota; Fungi; Glomeromycota; Glomeromycetes; Glomerales; Glomeraceae.
AUGUCUUAUCUAACGACAAUGGUUUCACAACAAGAAAUGGAUUUUUUUACUAAGGAGGAAAGACUCACACCAGUGGCAAAUUUUAAAAUGUUUGACUGUACUUCGAAGUCGACAGGCUUCUCAAAAUGGGGCUCCGCUCUUAGCAAGCUCUUAAUUAUUCAUAAAGAUGAACCUAAAUUUACUGAAAUAAAACAAAAUUACGAAAAGGGCUAUUAUAAUUCAGCCAUUGAUGAUUAUUUUCGACCAUCACGGUCCGUUCUUAAGGAGGAACAGCAGGUGUUUAUGAAUGGAGAAAUGGCGGCUAUCGAUAAUCGUCGUAUAAAUGAAAAACAUCAUCAAGAUUUCGAAGAGGAAACAGGUGAAAAAGAUGCAACCCUGGCUUAG